UCUGGGCUCAAGCAAUCCUCCCACCUUGGCCAUCCAAAAUGCUAGGAUUACAGGUGUGAGCCACCUCACCUGGCCAGCAAUAAUUAGUUUUAAUACAGCUUGAAUAUUUGUUACACAAAAAUAUAGUUUGGUAAAUUUUUAGUCUUAAUGUACUUACUGUGCUGGUCAUAGUUUCUCCCAAUGAUUAUGAUUGGGACAUUCUUUGGUAGAUGCCAUUUUGCUGCUAGUUCAUUUUGUGGUGAGAAAGUCAGUAAAAAGUAAAUGUGCCAAAUUAACUUUUGUCAGAAUGUGAGCAGAUGGCUAAAUUCUUUCCUCCCCAGAAUGGAUUAACAGCAACAUGGAAAGUGGAGGAGGGGGGCGGAUGGAGAUUUUUAGAGAUUUUGAAACUGCAGUAAGAUUAAAUGAGUCAGGGAGCUUCAGUUAGAAAAUAAAGUUAGGGCAGUUUUUGUGAAGAAAAUUAAUAUUUGUUAGCACUAAAGUACACUAGUCUUUUAGCUCAUUCAUUUUACAUAGUUUUAAAAUUAAAAAUAAUUCCAAAAAUAUGCCAGCUCACAAAUGAUGAAAGUGUCAGCCUUUGUCCCACCCUCACUUCCUGCCCAAAGUGAAUUUGGUGUCCAGAAAAGACCUAUUUACACCAUACACCUUUUCUCUCAGCAUAUACACACUGUGGGUAGAUGUGCCAAUAUAUGGUAAUACUCUUAGUUUCAAGAUACAGGAAAGUUAAUAUUCUGCUCUAACCACAUAAGAUUAGGGUUCUUUGCUUAUAAUAGUACUUGGGAUUUCUGUUGAACUUGACAAUUUUCAGAGCACUUUCAGUAGCAUUAUUAUAUCAUUUGAACCUCACAACUUUCUUAUGAUGGGGCUGAGGAACCAAAAUUGAGUAAAUUGUCCAGGAUCCUUGUGUAUGUUAUGAGCAGUGCUGGUUGGUUGUCUUCAGAAUCUUGAAAAUCUUUAUGCAAGUGCUGACUACUUAGAGCAGGGCUUCUUUCUUAUAGAUGACUUGCUGUUCUUUAGGACAGGGAGCAGUGGCAUUCCUCUCAGAGCAGUAUUUAGCAUCUUUUUGCCAUCUUGGUUAACAGAAAAUUCUAUUCUCCUGUUUUUCGUGGCUGAAAAUGCAAGUAAUAGUAAUUUUGAAUAUGUUUUUAGAAACGGCUCCUCCCCCAGUUGUGUUCAAGAGUGCAGGAGUGGAAUCUCCACUAAUGGGUCUCCUGCUCCACCCUCCUGGUUUUCACCCCUGGCUGGCUAGUUCAUUUGGUUUGAGGAUGGCUAGCAAGCCUGGCUCAUUUCCUUUAUUGGCUAGUUAGCUUUCUUUAUUAGCCUGCUCACUCACAUAUAUAUAUAUGCCCUCAGCCAGAGAGCAAGACAGCUCAAAUCCACUAUAGCUUCUUAAAAAAAAAAAGAAAGAAAAGAUUUCUAAUUUAUUCUACUCAUGUUAGGAGCAUAUCUUCGAAGGUAAAACAUAGCAUAUCAUUGUGUAAACUCCCAGGCUUGAUGGUAGCAGAGACAUUAUUUCUGGAGGUUUCAGCAAUGGAAUUUGGCAUUAUAAGAUAAGUUGGACAUAUCAGAUACUCCAAAGUGGUCUGAGUUCUUAAAUCCAGGUAGAGAACUCACUCUUCCUUUCUGCUCUGGACCGAAGGGGGCUUUGGGUAUUUAGUGAGUCCAUAGACCAGUAAUGGAUACACCUAGGCUAUUAAUUGAAAAUGAACACUAUUUAGAAGAAUAGCUUUUGGAGAACUGUGGUAGUUCUAGGGCGGGCUCAGGAAACCAUAGAUUAUCUAUAACCAAAACUUAGACUUCAGCCUCUGCCUCUGAGUAGGUUUUUCAGUGUGUCUCCCUCUACAAGCCCAGGCUGGCCUUUCAUCCCUGACAGAUGGCAAUGUGCUAGCCACCUCCAUCUCCAGCUGUAAACCAUAGCUGGUUCAGCUGGUUCUCCUGUGGCCUUUGUCAUGAUACCAGGAUACAGAGAGGAGCCAGGGACAUUCACACCUACCUCAGGGUAACAGGGCUGACCUAGGUUUAGUCAUUUAUUUACUUUCCAGGCAAACCAUCCAGGUGAGAAGAUUCUCUUUCCUUUUAGGAUAGCUCUGAAGAGCCCUGCUCCUGUAUGUAAUGGCCUAUAGCUCAUCCUGCUCAUAGUCAAUGUAGACCCCUCACCCCUGUAUUAAGCCAGGACACUUGCAAUUGUUAAAAUAGGAAGGGAUUUGGAUCUUUAACUUUGCUGCCACCUUCUCUAAAGCAGGAAAAAUGAACAUGCACUUAAAUAUCCUUUGAACAAACCAAAGUUUAAGAUUUGCCAUGUGAUGGAGUGACAGGGAAAGCCAGAGUUAGCAGGUGCCAGAUUUUCUGUUUCAUCUGCCACCAGUUUGUCCAGCUCAGGCAGCUCUGGGAGCACCAUCCUGACCUAGCAGAGCCCAGGCUUUGCCCUCAUGAAGGAUAAUUGAAAUAGAAGGAGCAUUUUGAUUUCUUGGUUACAUUGCAUUAUAACAGUAAGAGUCCGAACAUUAAUUUGAAAUUGUCUUCAACAACUUGCUGUAUGCAUUUUUUCACACCAGUACAUUCUUAAAUGUACUUGUUCAUAAGGAAUAACAUAAACUAAUCUGUACCUUUAUAUAUAUGUGUGUGUACAUAUAUACAUGUAUAAACUGUAUAGUGUACAUGUUAAUGAUUUAUUGAUAUGCCCCAAAUCUUUAACACGGUUCUCAUCCUCCGCAUGCCCUCAGUUGUGGUCAGGUGACCUCAUGUUCCCUGAUGACUCUUCCCACCUCCUGUGUUUGGACCUCCAGGGAAGAGGGUUUUGGUCGUACUCUCCUUAUCCUCGUGCACAGAAAUGCUCAGGGUCCCCAUGUGCCUGUUGUUCAACCCUCUCUUGUCUCUUCUUCCCUUUCUGAGCAUGUGGUCCCUCCCCAAGCUGUGGGACAGCUGCCUUCCUAUAAGAGUGUAAAGCAGUACUAAGAUCUUUACUGCAUGUGCUCUAAAAACUCAAGUUUUCUGUUCCUUUGGGACAGAAAAUUGCAUGUGAGGUGGGAUAAUCAAGUUUCAAUGACCCAUGUCAGUUAUACAACAAAGCCAGACCCCCUAAUAAAAUUCCACAAAAUGGAAAUAAAACUCAAAUUUCUUUAGCAUUGUGUAAAUAAAUCUGGAUGUGUUUAACUUUGUACUGGUAAUUUUCUGUAUAUUUGCAAUAUUUGGGUUAGAAAUAAAACAGACUGGACUUUGUUACCUGACGUACUAGGAUGACUAAGCUACAGUUUGUUAAUGUGAAAGCUUUUCCGGUUUCCCAGCUUCAAAAAUCAAACUCCAACAACCAGAGAAUAGGCCGAUUAAAGAACCAGGAUGGUGCAUUUAUAGCAUGAAGGUAUUAGGUAAUUUGUAGGGAAAACAACUUAUAAAAAAGUGAAGUUUUCCCCAUAAGUUAUCUAAUUUUCUUGUUCUUCAAUUUGUUGUUAUUUAUGCUCAUACAGAUCUACCUUCUGUGGGUGUUUAUAAGACCAGUUUUCUUGUUCUUAUUCCCAUAAAGUCUAGCAGACCCACCCGACACACCUUCUUAGGUUUCAGUUGCUUUGUUCUCUGGACACAGCAGCAUAUAAUUAUUCUCCUGAAUCCUGUGUUCCUUGUAGUGGGUUUGAUAACUUUCCCUCUGCCUCUCAUAUUUCUCUUGCUGCUCUUACUCAUGGUUCUUCCUCAUCUGUUUCAUCUAAGAACUUUCAGAGAGCUGCAGCUUUCUUCUCUUCCAAAAUGUUUCCUUCAGGGGAGGUUCCUGCCCACCUGCCUUGAGCUGUUAGCUAUCCCACCCUGCCAGCCUGGCGUGAUGUUUCCAUUUAAUACUCUGGUGUCUUGGUCUGAAGACGACAGAGCAAAGUCCUUAUUCGUGGGGCCACCAUCUGAUGCGAGAGUUUCUACCUCAGGAGAUUAUCUAAGGUGUAGUUGUUUUAUUUUAAGAAAUUCUGUCUAACAGUAUUCUAAGACUUCCUGCACCAGAAUCACUAGGUUGCUUUUUAAAAUGCAGAUUCCUGGAUCCCGCCCCACAUCUACUGAAUUACACUUUCUGAUGGGCAGACCCUAGGAUCUGCGUUUUAAAUUUAAUUCUUUACACCUUCAUUUGAACAAACAGCUAAGACUGAAAGCCUGAGCCAUUCCUCACCAAAAUAUGGGUUGUGCGGUGUAAAAAGGGGGUGUGUUUGGAGACUGUCUGUAUUUAUGGGAGCCUUGGCUGGGCCAGACAAGACAAAUAGUUCAGAAAGAACUUCAAACUAGUUCUGGCACAAGUCUAGCCUUUUACUAACCAAACCAGCCCCAGAAGCCAACCUCCACAGUCACAUUUUUUGGUUGUCCUAGCCCCUGAUAAAUAGGUUCCUGAGCCCCUGAUAAAUAGGUUCCUGUAUAUCUACAGGUUGUCCUGGACCUUAGCCCCUAUACUAGUUGCAAAGAGGCUGGAACUCAUUCACCCUAAAAUAAUAACAUGGGCUCCUGGGAUCUUAUCAACUGCCCCCAAAUUGAGGACAAAAAUGUGUAAGGAGCCCAUUCAACCAUACUCAUUUUUUUUUCCAUGAAAAAAAAAGGCAAAGGAGGGGCUAUAUGGGAACUCUGUACUUUACACUCAACUUUGCUGUGACCCUAAAACAUCUAUAGUAUAUUUUUUUAAAGUAAAGAGAGGAUUUUGGCUUCUGGAGGUAAGAAAGUGCAGUACAAUAGGAAACCAGACAAUUUGGAUGAGUGUUCAACAAGUGUAGGCAACAGUUUGGUAAGCAUGGAAAUCAUAUAGGACCUUUAGUGUGUGACUAGCACCUAUGAUGGGCUGGCCACUUUUCUAUAUUUUUAUCAUUGUAUCCUCAACACAGUCAUGGCACCAUCAUCCCUUGUUGCAUAGAAAGGGGACCUGAGGCUCAGAGUGAGUGAUUUGCCCAGAGUCACCAGCUGAUGAAUGAGUGGACGGCCAGAGGCCCCGCUCCAGCCCUCUGAGCUGUCCUGCCUGCACCACUGCUGCCUCUCCCUUUAUUUGUACUUUAUCUCAUGGCAAGGGAGCCAUUGACAGCUUUCAAAGGGGGGAAAUGCUGGCCUGACCUAAAAAUAGCUUUCAUUUAUCAAGCACUUAGUCGGCUACAGACUGCUAAGCACUUUACAGAGAUUACCAUUUUUAAUCCUCACAAUGACCCUAUGGUUAUUAUUAUCUCCAUUUUACAGAUGAGGAAACAGACUUAAGAGAGACUGAUGUGCUGCAAGUCACACAGCUAGCUGGUGCCAGAGCCAAAGUGGAGGCUGGCAGGCUGACUGCAGAGAGCAAACUCUCCCACCACUGCACUGGACUCCACGCCCAGGGGGGAGGGGGCUGGGCCCUGUAAAGGUUGAGCUGAUAAGACUUUACAACCCACUGAAUGUGGGAGGGGAGGGAGAAAGCAGUUAAAGGUGUGCCUGUGAAUCAAAUAUGCUUGGGACCCAAACACCCUGUUGAGUGAGCUGGAGGUCAGAAGCUGAGAUGUCACCCAAUCCUGACAGAAGCCAGAGGUCCCUUUCGGAUGGUCUGUGCUCAAACUUUCCCCUCCCUCCCUAGUGCCAUGAGGGGUGUCAUCUCUCUCCCCAGAUAACAGAGCCACCUCAGCCCUCCUCCUGUGGCUAUUCUGGGCUGCACUCUCAUCCCCCUCUCUUCCUCUAGCCCCUACUUCAGCCCUUGUGUUGGGAGUAACUGAGUGGGGAAAGGCCAGCCCAGUUACAUAACUCUGUGGCUGGGACCCUGGGAGGCCAGCCUGGAGAGCAGGUGCUCAGCCCCUCCCUCACCACCAGCAGUGAAAAUCUUCAGCUGGAGCCCAGCCUCUGGGUAGGCCCAGCAUGGAGGCAGCCACAGCUCCGGAGGUGGCCUCAGGAUCCAAGCUGAAGGUGAAAGAAGCCAUCCCAGCUGAUGCUGAACGACCCCAGACUCCACCUGGACAGGGGGCUGGCUGCCCCACUCCCCAGCUCCUGCCCCCCAUAGAAGAGCACCCCAAGAUCUGGCUACCUCGGGCCUUGAGGCAGACCUACAUCCGGAAGGUUGGGGACACAGUGAACCUACUAAUCCCGUUCCAGGGCAAGCCCAAACCUCAAGCCACCUGGACACACAAUGGCUGUGCCUUGGACACCAGUCGUGUGAGCGUGCGAAAUGGGGAGCAAGACUCCAUCCUCUUCAUCCGGGAAGCCCAGCGUGCUGACUCAGGUCGCUACCAACUCCGUGUGCAGCUGGGCGGGCUGGAGGCCACUGCUACGGUUGACAUCCUGGUGAUCGAGAGGCCAGGCCCUCCUCAGAGCAUUAAGCUGGUGGACGUUUGGGGCUUCAAUGCUACCCUGGAAUGGACACCUCCCCAAGAUACAGGCAAUACAGCACUCCUGGGAUACACAGUGCAGAAGGCUGACACAAAAUCUGGGCUGUGGUUCACGGUGUUGGAGCGUUAUCACCGCACCAGCUGCAUUGUCUCUGACCUCAUCGUCGGCAACUCCUAUGCCUUUCGCGUCUUUGCCGAAAACCAGUGCGGACUCAGUGAAACAGCCCCCAUCACUGCUGACCUUGCCCACAUCCAGAAAGCAGCUACUAUUUACAAGACCAAGGGAUUUGCCCAGCGAGACUUCUCUGAAGCCCCAAAGUUUACCCAGCCUCUGGCAGAUUGUACUACAGUCACUGGCUAUGACACCCAGCUCUUCUGCUGUGUCCGCGCCUCCCCCCGGCCCAAGAUCAUCUGGCUAAAGAACAAGAUGGAUAUCCAAGGCAACCCCAAGUACAGAGCCCUCACUCACCUGGGCAUCUGCUCCCUAGAAAUCCGCAAGCCUGGUCCCUUUGAUGGAGGCAUAUAUACCUGCAAGGCAGUUAACCCCCUGGGGGAGGCAUCUGUGGACUGUCGAGUGGACGUAAAAGCUCCUAUUUGAGGAUAGCUAAGAGGAGGACGUGGGACUCUGAGAAAGUGCCUCCAGGAAGCCAGACUAUGGCAAGACUGUGUUCAUAAGGAGCUGCAGCACAAUGUCUGGUUUGGACUAAUCUAAAUAAAUGUGUGGAUCUUCAA
Molecule: messenger RNA, 7022 nt
Organism: Microcebus murinus (gray mouse lemur)
Lineage: Eukaryota; Metazoa; Chordata; Mammalia; Primates; Cheirogaleidae
Gene: MYBPHL
Product: myosin binding protein H like
Molecular function (GO): protein binding
Source: RefSeq, a predicted model, not a curated record